Messenger RNA from Trifolium pratense (red clover), 2103 nucleotides. RefSeq lists its product as uncharacterized. Gene Ontology annotation, cellular component: cytosol; nucleus; ubiquitin ligase complex. The record is from RefSeq and is a predicted model, not a curated record. The transcript has 5 exons. Gene Ontology annotation, molecular function: ubiquitin protein ligase activity; cyclin binding; ubiquitin conjugating enzyme binding. Gene Ontology annotation, biological process: protein polyubiquitination; proteasome-mediated ubiquitin-dependent protein catabolic process; protein monoubiquitination. The coding region runs from base 101 to 1783 and encodes 560 amino acids. NCBI's taxonomy places the organism in Eukaryota, Viridiplantae, Streptophyta, Magnoliopsida, Fabales, Fabaceae.
CUUUUCACUACAACGCGGGUAAUGGCCAUAAUCACUUAUUUUGAACACCUCCAUCCAUAUAAUUCAUUUUACGCAGCAACAAAUCUGUUGUAGUAGAAAAAUGGUAAUUGAAGCUAAAGUUUCAGAACAAAAAUGGCGAUACACAUGGGAAUCACAAUCCCACACACCAACACUCCGUUUACUCCUUUUCCCAUUCUCCAAAACCCUAAACCCUUCACUCAAUCUCACCGUUCAUCUUCAUUCACCACCUUCAUUCCUCACUCUCACUUCUUCCUCCUCCGCCACCGCUCCUCUCUCCCUUAGGGUUCCGAUUCCCAAUGUCUUACUCGACGCCGAUUUCCCUCCCACCGUCCGAUCAUUCUCCGACCACAUCGAAGUCAAACUCCUUCUCUUACUCCCCGUCGAUCACCCUGCGCUUUCCGCACUCCAUCAAUCCUCGCCGUUACCUCAACCUCUCCUAAUGGAAUAUGAUGUGGAUAAAUUGUCUUCAGCUGAAAAAGUUGAUUUUGUUUGUAGAAGUUGCGGACUCGGUUUGACCAAAAAGCCUAUCAGGAAUUUUGUUGAAAAGCCAUCAGCGAAUUGGAGGGAAAUAGCUGACAAUUGGUUUGGGACUUGUUGUUGUUCGUUUGGAGGUAUAAGCGAGAAGCUGGUGAUGAGGUAUGUGAAUUCUCACACGUGCGCGCAGGGGAUGUGCCUGUUGAGCUCUACAUCUGUCACUUUUUGCAAGGAUGAUCUUGUGGAAAGUAACUUUCCUGAACGGUGUGGACGGCUGCAUGAGUGUAGUUAUGUAGCAGAUGAUUUUGGAGGCGAUGCUGUUAGUGAGGGCGCUGGAAACUUUGGGCUGGAUGAGGAAAGAACUUCAACCUGCAGUGAUGCUGGUGAAGCGAAUGGUGUUUUUGAUGAAAAUGCAAGGGUUGCCCAUCCUGAGAAUGGACAGCUUUCUGUGAAUUUUAACGAAGUUGCUAAGAAUGAAUCUGAUUGCAGUGGUUAUUCUCGUAUAUGUCUAGAUUUGAAUGACGCUAAAGAUGUGACCAACAUUCCUAGUUGCUGUACUCAGACAAGCACUCUAGUAGAUGAAGAUGGUGAACAUCAUUUAUCUACAAAUGCUAGGAAGAUUGAAACUGUGGAAAUUGUGGGGAUUCAGAAGACUUUGCUUAAUGGUUUUCUUGAAGAUGUUUUCAUGGCUAGAUCAUCAAAUCUGUCGAAGGAUAUUUAUUGGCAUGAAUUUACAUGCCCGCUAUGCACAGCGCUCCUUGGAGCCUACCCAUGCUGUGAGGGUUGUGCGCCUGUAGACGGAGGAGUACGAUUGUUCAAAUGUUAUAUUUCAACCUGUGUGCCAGUUUUAGGAUCAGGCGACAUUUUCAGCAAGUACACGGUAGACAAAAUGUUUGCAAAUCGGUUGAUGGAGUGUGCAAAUGAUGAGUCAACAUUUCGGUUUGUCGUUAGAGAUCUGCAAACCAAAUCUCCUGUCCUGCAAAUCAUUCUCCUAAAUCCAGAUACUUGGUCCUGUUCUGGUAAUUGUUCUGGUACAGAGGACAAAGACCCAGAUCCUAAAUUACAGUUACGGCCGGUCAUCAAGGUCCUUUUUUCUGAUUCUGAAGCUACAACAGAAUCUCAAUUAAGGAUGAUUGAGGAAUGGGCAGCAAAGAAUUCAGCUGAAGACAUUUUUAUGCUAACUUAUCAAAUACAAGACCUGGUGGAUGCAUUGAUGUCAGCAAAAGAUAUGUAUCCACCAUCAUGUGCUUCUCUUCAUGGUUUAAUUUUGUCAUCUUUGCAACGGUAGUAACUACGACCCAACAACUCAUUUGGUAACCAAAAGUGUGACCAAUCUGGCUCAGUAAAGGAUGAAGGAUUAUUUUUCUGUUUUUUUGAAAGAAAAAAAGUUAGAUAGCUGGAAUUAACUUGACAGAAUAGGAGCCAGAAAGAUGUUUGUCAUAUUGAAGAGAUAGAGUGAAUGGUGUUAAAUUAUUUUCUCCAACCAUCACUCUUAAUAUUUCUCACCUAAGGAAUGCACAAUGGUCAUGUGGAUGGAGAUUCUUUAGAGUUGAAUAUGUAACUGAACAAUAUUAAACCAACAAAAUGUGUUUUGUUUUUAUGAAUCAA